AUGGCGCACAUCAAGCUAGAAGCCGCCCUUGAGACAUCCAACAAGUGGAACAUCACAAGUGUGCCACUGCUGCAUUGGCAGAGCAAGCUCAAGUGCAGGCAGCGAUUGCAAGAAGAGGAAGAAGUGAAACAAGGGCUACAGAGCUCCUCCUUUCCUAAGAGGGUUGCUCAUACUGCCUUGUCAUUUGUUUCAUCAAAGUUUAGCAGCGGUAACGACGACAAGCUAAGAGGAUCCACCACCUUCUGGCGAUUUGAGCGGUUUGCUGAUGGAGCGAGCGAGUUCUUGAGCUUAUGGCUUUCUGAGAGUACUGACAUAGUUGGGGUUGUAGUCAGAUGCCUGCAGCUGUUCAUACCAUACUUGAGCUCAACAGCCGAGACUGUGAAGACAAAGCUCACCCAGAUGCCAAUGCAAGACUUGUGUUGGGUGUUUGAUGCUUAUUCAGUUUAUGGCUGUGAUGAACAACAGAACAGUCUUCACACCAUGUGUUCUAAAUGGUUUCGACCAAACCCAUUUUGCUGUCAACAACAAAAUCAUUGCCAUCUGGGCGAGAUCACGAUGCCAAAAGCAGUAGAUUGCCUUAGUAGGAAUGUGGAAGCUACCUCAUAUCAGAUGUCGUGUAAGUCUAAGCAUGGAAGCGCGUACCUUCGGGUGGAGAAGACCUCAUGGAGAGCAACUACUAGGAAGGACAAAGUUGGAAAACGCUGUAAGCAACGGCAGGACAAGAAGGUGCCAGUUCAGGGAUGGACAGGUGCUAACAGACAACCGAUUCUACAGCAGGUUUGUUUGAUCAAUCUUAAUGGCAGCAGAGACGUUGGGCGACUUGAGCCUCUGCUACGGAGUGCGGCAGCUAUCUCGUAUCAGAUGCUUUGGAAGUCCAAGCAUUGCGGCGCAUACCUUCAAGUCGAGAAAAUCUCAUGGAGACUAACCACUGGGAGAGGCUUGGGUGGAAAACGUUAUAAACAGCAACAGGGCAAGAAGGACACAGUCAUAGACUGGGUUCAGAAAGAAAAGCGAUUGCCGCUGCCAUUAUUAUUUAAAAAUAAUCCCUGUGUCCACCAUUGUCCAAUCAUGUUGAUUUCUUCGCAAUAUCACAGAUCUUUAGCAAGGAAGAUCAAAUCAUGCAGCAUGUUCAAUGCCUAA
Molecule: messenger RNA, 1140 nt
Organism: Miscanthus lutarioriparius
Lineage: Eukaryota; Viridiplantae; Streptophyta; Magnoliopsida; Poales; Poaceae
Source: the annotation of a GenBank genome assembly